CAACGUACGCAGAAGGAGGAACAUGGCCGCCGUGCAGAUGCUGCGGGUGUCCGUACAUGAGCGGAUCAGCGCUGCCGCUGAAGACGUUCUGAUGCAGGUGGAGAAAGGAGGAGGAACGGCUCAAGUCCCGGCGCUGAGAGCUAUGCUAACCGAGCGGCUAAUGGCGGCGGCUGAGGAGAUCCUCGCGGUGUUUGAGGAAACCGUGGCAGAGUACGAAGAGAGAUACGAAGACCGAGUGGAGCGGACAGGGGAGGAGAUCUGCCGCCAGAGGAGGCUGCUCGAUGCCAUGAUGCAGCCCGUAGUCCGGCUUCACAGAGCAGGGUGUCCUGCAGAUGUCCAGCAACUGAUGGUGAAUCAAGAAGAGGUUACUCCUGAACAGCAGCAGUGGAGCCCCCUUGUGGUCAAGGAGGACCCAGAGCCCCCCCACAUUAAAGAAGAACAAGAGGAACCGUGGACCAAUUGGGAUGGACAGCAACUUCAAGGACUGGAAGAGGCUGAUAUCAAUUUCACAUUGACUCCUGUCGCCGUGAAGAGUGAAGAUGAUGAAGAGGAAGUUAAAUCGCCAAAGCUUCAUCCGAGUGAGACGAAGGAGAACAGAGGGAACCUAAGGGGCAAUCUAGAGAAGGAGAAACCAUUUAGUUGUUCUGAGUGCGGUAAAAGUUUUAAUCAAAAGGGCAAUCUAAAUACACAUAUGAGGCGUCAUACAGGAGAGAAGCCAUUUAGUUGCUCUGAGUGUGGUAAAAGAUUUAACCAAAAGGGCAGUCUAAAUACACAUAUGAGGCAUCAUACAGGAGAGAAGCCAUUUAGUUGCUCUGAGUGUGGUAAAAGCUUUAACACAAAGGGCAAUCUAAAUACACAUAUGAGGCGUCAUACAGGAGAGAAGCCUUUUAAAUGCUCUGAAUGUGGUAAAAGAUUUGACCAGACCAGCAAUCUAAAUUUACAUAUGAUGCGUCAUACAGGAGAGAAAACAUUUAGUUGCUCUGAGUGUGGUAAAAGAUUCAACCACAAGGGCAAUCUAAAUAACCAUAUGAGGUGUCAUACAGGAGAGAAGCCAUUUAGUUGCUCUGAGUGUGGUGAAAGAUUUAACCAAAAGGGCAGUCUAAAUACACAUAUGAGGCUUCAUACAGGAGUGAAGCCAUUUAGCUGUUCUGAGUGUGGUAAAAGAUUUUACCAAAAGGGCAAUCUAAAUACACAUAUGAGGCGUCAUACAGGAGAGAAACCAUUAUGUUGAUCUGAGUGUGGUGAAAGCUUUAACCAAAGGAUAACUCUAAAUAUCCAUAUGAAGAGUCAUACAGGAGAGAAACCGUUUAGUUGCUCGGAGUGUGGUAAAAGAUUUACUGAAAAGGGCAGUCUAAAAAAACAUGAGGCGUCAUUAGGGUUGCAAAAUUCCGGGAAUAUUCAAAGUUGGAAACUUUCCAUUGGAGUUAAUGGGAAUAAACUGGAAAUUGUAAAGGUAAUUUAUACCAACUGUUGAUCUUGUCAUAUACAGACAUAAAUAUAAACAUUUUGUUUAGUCACAAGCUGAUUAGAGCCCUGAGGAAACUUUGGGCACUUGACUAUAUGCUUCUGUAUCUUUGUGGCAUUCUUAACAUAGGUCUUCGCACAGUAUUUGCAAAUGUACACAGCUUUUCCUUCUACAUUGGCUGGGGUGAAAUUUCUCCACAUAUGAGAGUGCACGUGGCAUUGUUCUGUAGAAUAAGAUGAGAAAAAAGCUUGUUAAAGAAACAAAUGCAAUGCCAGAGAUAUAAAUAGUUAGCUAAACUAUUGGAAUCGUCUUUAAAAAUAUUUUACAAUUGAUGGAUAAAAUAAUAGAAAUAGGCUAGAUGAAUUAUCCUCAAUCAGCAUGCUAAUAUAUUUCCACAGUAAUAUCAACAAAACUUACCUUACUAGUCCUUGGGCUUAUUCAGUAGUGUGGUCUCAAUAGCCCUGCUGUAGUGCGCGGAAUUAUCUGUGCAUGUGAUGGAGGAAUGCACAGUGCAGGGUUGAAGUUCAACGUGCAGCGUGUGCUUCAGUCCAUACAUCUUUAAAAUAUAGUUUUGAAUGACGUUUCUAUUGGUCAGUGAUUAAUUUGCGGUAAAAAAAAAAUUGAAAUUCCUGAGCUUAACUUCCCAUGGAAAGUUCUGGAAAGUUUCCACCCAUUACAUUACAUUUCAUUUAGUUGACACUUUUAUCCAAAAUGACUUACAAUAAGUGUAUUCAACCCCGAGGGUACAGACCCAAGACAGCUAGAAUCAAGAAAGUGCAACCCUAGGUGUCAUACAGGAGACAAAUCCUUUAGUUGCUAUGACUGGUAAGAAAUUUAAGAUUCAGUCAUAUUAUACGAGACGUGAGGAUUCAUAAAGGAGAGAAAUUAUUCAGUAGCAACCUUUGCAUCAAAAGAUUUUUUGGGAUUUAUCCGCUGAUAAUCAUAUUAUACAUAUUCAUUGUUAACAGUUUUUAAAGAUUUGUGUUUAUAUCUUGUUUCUACUGAUUUCUACAUAAUGUAUCUAUUUUUCAUAAUGUCCUUCAUGUCAUUUUAAGGUUAAAGUGUGUUCCUUGCACUGUAUGAAUGUGUGUUCUUAACUUGUUCAUAUGAUUAAAAAUGUUUGUUUUAAACUAAUGGAUUCUUCGUUUGUGAGAUUCAAUGACAGUGUGUGAUCUCCUUUAUGUA
This is a messenger RNA of Platichthys flesus (European flounder), 2650 nucleotides long. Its product is annotated as zinc finger protein 771-like. Gene Ontology annotation, biological process: regulation of transcription by RNA polymerase II. Gene Ontology annotation, molecular function: DNA-binding transcription factor activity, RNA polymerase II-specific; RNA polymerase II transcription regulatory region sequence-specific DNA binding. NCBI's taxonomy places the organism in Eukaryota, Metazoa, Chordata, Actinopteri, Pleuronectiformes, Pleuronectidae. The record is from RefSeq and is a predicted model, not a curated record. The transcript has 2 exons. The coding region runs from base 23 to 1231 and encodes 402 amino acids. Gene Ontology annotation, cellular component: nucleus.